Molecule: messenger RNA, 1050 nt
Organism: Folsomia candida
Lineage: Eukaryota; Metazoa; Arthropoda; Collembola; Entomobryomorpha; Isotomidae
Gene: Dhfr
Product: dihydrofolate reductase
Exons: 6
Coding region: 303-896 (197 amino acids)
Biological process (GO): folic acid metabolic process; tetrahydrofolate biosynthetic process; dihydrofolate metabolic process
Cellular component (GO): mitochondrion
Molecular function (GO): NADP binding; dihydrofolate reductase activity
Source: RefSeq, a predicted model, not a curated record
CCGAGCGGGCAAAACUUCGUACAUGUCAUACAGAAAUAUGUUCGGUUAAAUUUGCAAAACCAAACCACGGGUCUCUCCUUCAAAUAAAACUAGUUUUAUAACACCGACUUACAAAGUCAAUUAAGUACAGACAAUUAAUCUGGGUACUUGUGUCGUCUUUGUCUCGUGGUUUAACACGUAAGGGUCUCACAAAAUAUUCUCCAGAGUAACAUAUUUACCGUGAUUUGGACCUCGUUUUUAUAUAACUCGUACUAUCAACUACCAAGAUAGCUCAUCCCACAGUUUCCAACCUUGUAAGGUCAAUGAGUAGCAGAAUGUCACCUAUUAAGUUGAACUUGAUCGUCGCAUGUGACUCCAAAAUGGGAAUCGGGGUCAAAAAUGAUCUUCCCUGGCGUCUACGAAAAGAAAUGAACCACUUUAACCGAAUGACAACGGGUGAUUCUUAUGAUUUGGCGAAACACCCGGGUUCGGAGAACAAACGGAACGUGGUUUUAAUGGGGAGAAAGACGUAUGAAUCGAUCCCGGAAAAGUUUAGACCAUUGAAAAAUCGGUUGAAUGUUGUGCUGAGCAGAGAUACGGAAAUUUCACCCCAUGAAAAUAUGGUUGCCUUCAAAAGCUGGGAAGACGCGAUGAAAUACCUGGAAAAGCCACAAAUUCAAGAAGAGAUCGAUCAAGUUUGGGUAGUUGGAGGGAGCCACAUUUAUAAAAUGGCAAUGGAAUCCCCAUUUUUAUACAGGAUAUAUUUGACCAAGCUUGCGAAAGAGUUUGAUUGUGAUACUUUCUUCCCAGAAUUUGAUCCAGCUGAAUACAAAUUGGUCACUGAUCCGAAAGUGUCUCAAGAGGAACAGGAAGAAGACGGCAUUCGCUAUACGUUCUACGUUUAUGAAAAAUUGUAAAGUGCGAAUAAUGAAAAAUAUGGACAUUUCUUUCGACACUAUUUUAUUGUCUCUCUACAUACCGUCUGGAUAAAUUAUAAAUUAGUCCUAUUUUCAUCUUCAUAAUUUCAAAUAAGAAAUCAUAAAUAAAUACAACAAUAUCAAUGGAAAACGA